Cucumis sativus (cucumber) is the source of this 3631-nucleotide messenger RNA. RefSeq names its product putative disease resistance protein RGA3. Gene Ontology annotation, molecular function: ADP binding; protein binding. Lineage: Eukaryota; Viridiplantae; Streptophyta; Magnoliopsida; Cucurbitales; Cucurbitaceae. The record is from RefSeq and is a predicted model, not a curated record. The transcript has a single exon. Gene Ontology annotation, biological process: defense response to other organism. The coding region runs from base 281 to 3472 and encodes 1063 amino acids.
UAAAAUCAUUUCGAAUCUAUCUUAGGUUUGCAGUGUCAUUUUCAUCCCCGAACACAUUAACAAAUUAGUCCACUUUUGUUGUUUAUAUUUUCGAAGUCCAAAGCAAUUGGGUUCUUUCCUUGCACAUUCCCCAUCACAAACUAAAAGCGUGUUGAAAACUGUUGUCCUACUACUGUUGGACCAAGUCAUGUGGAAUUUAAAUCUUUUUCCUCAUCUUCAUGAUCAUACAUAGUUCUUUGGGAAAUUAAAAAUCAUAUCAGCAAAAAAGAGAGUUAGUUUUAUGGCUGAGUUCCUAUGGACUUUUGCUGUUCAAGAAGUGUUGAAGAAGGUAUUGAAACUUGCAGCUGACCAAAUUGGUUUGGCAUGGGGCUUGGACAAGGAGCUUUCAAACCUCUCCCAAUGGCUACUCAAAGCAGAAGCUAUUUUAGGUGAGAUUAACAGGAAAAAACUACACCCUAGUUCUGUGAGACUGUGGGUGGAAGAUCUUCAACUUGUUGUUCAUGAAGCAGACGAUCUAUUGGAUGAGCUUGUUUAUGAAGAUCUUCGUACGAAGGUGGAAAAAGGACCGAUUAACAAGGUACGUUCUUCUAUAUCAAGUCUCUCGAAUAUUUUCAUUAUCUUUCGCUUCAAAAUGGCCAAGAAAAUCAAGGCUAUUAUUCAAAAGUUGCGUAAAUGUUACUCUGAGGCCACUCCUUUAGGACUUGUUGGUGAAGAAUUCAUACAAACAGAGAAUGAUCUUAGUCAGAUUCGAGAGACGAUCUCAAAACUUGACGAUUUUGAAGUUGUUGGAAGGGAGUUUGAAGUUUCAAGCAUAGUGAAACAAGUGGUUGAUGCUAGUAUUGACAAUGUUACAUCUAUCUUGCCCAUUGUGGGUAUGGGUGGAAUCGGAAAAACAACUUUGGCAAAGACAAUCUUCAAUCAUGAGGAGAUCAAAGGACAUUUUGAUGAAACAAUUUGGAUAUGUGUGUCCGAACCAUUUCUUAUCAACAAAAUUUUGGGAGCAAUUUUACAAAUGAUAAAGGGUGUUUCCAGUGGCUUGGAUAAUAGAGAGGCUUUACUUCGAGAGCUUCAAAAGGUGAUGCGAGGUAAAAGAUAUUUUCUUGUGCUUGAUGAUGUUUGGAAUGAAAAUCUUGCUUUAUGGACUGAAUUGAAACAUUGUUUACUGAGUUUCACUGAAAAAUCUGGAAACGCUAUUAUUGUGACUACAAGAAGUUUCGAAGUAGGAAAGAUUAUGGAGAGUACUCUUUCUAGCCAUCAUUUGGGAAAAUUAUCUGAUGAACAAUGUUGGUCUUUGUUUAAAAAAAGUGCAAAUGCAGAUGAACUGCCAAAGAAUCUAGAGUUGAAGGAUCUUCAAGAAGAAUUGGUGACAAGGUUUGGUGGUGCACCAUUGGUUGCAAGAGUUUUGGGAGGGGCACUGAAAUUUGAAGGGGUCUACGAGAAAUGGGUGAUGUCUCUUAGAACCACAACAAGUAUACCGUUACAAGAUGAAGAUUUAGUUUUAUCUACAUUAAAAUUAAGUGUAGAUCGUCUACCAUCCUUCUUGUUGAAGCAAUGCUUUGCAUAUUGUUCAAAUUUUCCUAAAGGUUUUAAAUUUAAAAAAGAAGAGCUAAUUGAAAUGUGGAUGGCACAAGGGUUCAUUCAACUACAUGAAGGAAGAAACGAGAUAACGAUGGAGGAAAAUGGAGAAAAGUACUUCAACAUCUUGUUGUCUCGCUCUCUAUUUCAAGAUAUCAUUAAGGAUGAUAGAGGAAGAAUUACUCAUUGUAAGAUGCAUGAUCUUAUCUAUGAAAUUGCGUGUACAAUUUCAAAUUCUCAAAAGUUGCAACAGGAACAUAUUGAUUUGUUGGAUAAAGGAAGUCACACCAAUCAUAGGAUAAACAACGCCCAAAAUUUACGCACACUCAUUUGCAAUAGACAGGUGCUUCACAAGACUAUUUUUGACAAGAUUGCAAAUUGUACAUGCCUGCGAGUUUUAGUAGUGGAUUCAUCUAUUACAAAACUAUCCGAGUCGAUUGGUAAGAUAAAACAUUUGAGAUAUCUCGACAUUUCAAAUUCAAAGAUAGAGGAACUUCCAAAUUCUAUCUCUUUGCUUUAUAACUUACAAACACUGAAGCUUGGAAGCUCAAUGAAAGACCUUCCACAGAAUUUGAGCAAGUUGGUUAGUUUAAGACAUCUAAAGUUCUCAAUGCCACAAACGCCUCCACAUUUGGGUCGAUUGACUCAACUUCAAACAUUGUCUGGUUUUGCAGUUGGAUUCGAGAAGGGUUUCAAAAUAGGAGAACUUGGAUUUUUGAAAAACCUCAAAGGUAGAUUAGAACUUUCAAAUCUUGAUCGAAUUAAACAUAAAGAGGAAGCCAUGAGUUCCAAAUUGGUAGAAAAGAACUUGUGUGAGCUAUUCUUGGAAUGGGAUAUGCAUAUUUUAAGAGAAGGUAACAACUACAAUGACUUUGAAGUGUUAGAAGGGCUUCAACCACACAAAAAUCUUCAAUUCCUGAGUAUCAUAAACUUUGCUGGCCAACUUCUGCCUCCUGCCAUUUUUGUUGAAAAUUUAGCUGUGAUACAUCUAAGACAUUGUGUAAGAUGUGAAAUACUUCCAAUGCUUGGACAAUUACCUAAUUUAGAGGAACUAAAUAUUUCCUACUUACUUUGUCUAAGAAGUAUUGGGUAUGAAUUCUAUGGAAAUUAUUAUCAUCCCUACAGCCAUAAGGUUUUAUUUCCCAAGUUGAAGAAAUUUGUACUCUCUCAAAUGCCCAAUCUAGAGCAAUGGGAAGAAGUAGUAUUCAUAUCAAAGAAAGAUGCAAUUUUUCCUCUUCUUGAGGACUUAAAUAUUAGUUUUUGUCCUAUAUUAACAAGUAUUCCAAAUAUUUUUAGACGUCCUCUUAAAAAGCUACAUAUUUAUGGAUGUCAUGAAGUGACAGGAUUGCCAAAAGAUCUACAACUUUGCACUUCCAUUGAGGAUCUAAAGAUUGUUGGGUGCCGUAAAAUGACACUAAAUGUGCAAAAUAUGGAUAGCUUGUCUCGUUUCUCUAUGAAUGGGUUGCAGAAGUUUCCCCAAGGGCUGGCUAAUCUAAAAAACUUGAAAGAAAUGACAAUCAUUGAAUGCUCACAAGAUUGUGACUUUAGUCCUCUUAUGCAACUUUCUUCACUUGUAAAGCUUCAUUUGGUUAUUUUCCCAGGGAGCGUGACUGAGCAACUUCCUCAACAACUUGAGCAUCUCAUUGCCUUAAGAUCUUUGUACAUUAAUGAUUUUGAUGGAAUUGAGGUUUUACCAGAAUGGUUGGGAAACCUUACCUCUUUGGAAGUUUUGGGACUUUAUUAUUGUAUAAAUUUGAAACAGUUUCCUUCAAAGAAAGCCAUGCAAUGUCUCACCCAAUUAAUCCACGUGGAUGUCCACAACUGUCCGAGUUCGCAGAUUUUGUCCCAUGAUCUAAAGGCCAAAGCUCAUGCCAAAGCAAACUUAGUUCAAUGGUAAUUAAUAUUGUAUUUCAUAUCAUAUUCUAUGAGAUGAGAUAUUGUAGCUACCUUAAAUCUCCAAUAUUAUUUUCACUUGUUUUUCUUGUAUUGAACAAUGCAUGUUCUUUCUUUUUUGUUAGUAGAGUGUGAGAAGACUAACUUCUUCUAUUUUUGUGUA